CGAUUGUGAAGUACUCUCUUGGAGCAGUUGUGUCAACACAAAUGCUGGACUCUCAGCCAAUUAGCGUGCGGCCCGCAUGAUCGAUAAAAAAUCACCGGAGCUCCAGCGCCGUCAACCCUUCAAGAUCACCACCACCACUCAUUGCAAACCCCACCACUCUCCCCGACCGCUCUCUCCAUCGCCCGUCUCACACAAAAUGGUCGGUCCAACUGCGUCACUCUCCAACUUGAGCCGUGCGGACGGCUCGGCAUCCUUCAAAUGUCCGACUACUGGCUGCAGUGUGCUGGGCUCAGUCAAUGCCCCCAUUGAGCUCCCAGCUCGCCGUGAUGCCCUAAAACCCGAGGAAGCAACCGUCGAAGUUUUUGUCAAGCCUGGAAAUACCACUGCUGGAGUUGGUGAGCGCUAUGUGGAGGGCAUUCUGCGGACGAUGCUGCAAAAGGUGAUCCUCGGGCGCGAGCGUGGAUUUGCUCGGCGCGGCGUGGUCAUUACACUCGCAAUUAUCGGCGGUGAUGCGGUAGAGCGCGGCGAUUCGUACCUUACCCUCCUGCCGACCCUCCUUCAAACCGCCUUGCUCGCCUUGCUCUCCGCUGCCGUCCCCAUGUCCAUGACCUUUUCCACUGCACUGCUGGCUGUGACCAAAUCAGGUGACAUUAUCAGCGAUCCCUGUCCAGUCGAUGCAAAGACCGCCUCGUCCCUGCACGUGUUCGCCUUCUCCUCCAAGGGCCACCUUCUGCUCAACGAAAGCCAGGGUCGAUUCGAUUUUGACACCUGGGAGUUUGUCCGAGAGCGCGCAUACUCUACCUGCCGGGGCGCCAUUGUGGCUGGGUCUGACGGAGAUAUUGCAAUGGGCGAGGAGGGCGAGGAAGGUCGUGCUAAUGGCUUCAUCCGCGAGACUGUGGAGGACCAUCUGCACCGUGACUACGCCUGGAAGAUUGACUCUGCUUGAACAUAAAGAGUUUAAUUAUCGCGCGAAGAGGAUAUACAGCUCGGACGACCACAGAUAUUGGAUUAUGGUCCGCAGCUGGCUGGGCAGCCCGUCAUCCGUCCUCUGCUUACUCUGCCCAAGCCUUGAACUUCCCCCGCAAGUCCAUCGAUCGGAUGUGGGCGCCGAGGCUGGGGUGACUUGGGUGGCUGCCCGUCACGCUCAGUCAAUGCUACUAUCGCCUGACUAUCACUGCAUGUACGAGGACUUUUACGGGCAUCGAGAUCAGCCUUGCAUUCAUGGUUGUUCUACUUCAUUCGCUGUGCCUAGGUGGACAUAGGAGGCUCGGCUGACCCCCUGAUCGAGCAAUCAAUCUUACUCAAGUAGCACACGAGAAAGUGAGGAUCUGCGACCCCGAUGUCAAUAGGCGACAGGAUUAUGGAGACCGAGCUAGGGCUCCGAUCAGGAAGCGGUUCUCAAGCCCUCCGUCCCUGCUCGCGGCUGCACUGUACCAAUGGGGUGGACACGGAGUCGCCCACACGGGGCCAUGCUUAGGUAGAAAAUAGUAAUGAGACCCAACUAUUGAAAUAGACCUACUCCUCUUCCUGCUUCCUGGUUAGCGCAAUUGCGCUGUGUGAGAUUAGAUCAUUG
Messenger RNA from Penicillium subrubescens, 1573 nucleotides. RefSeq names its product putative exosome complex subunit Rrp46. NCBI's taxonomy places the organism in Eukaryota, Fungi, Ascomycota, Eurotiomycetes, Eurotiales, Aspergillaceae. Gene Ontology annotation, cellular component: nuclear exosome (RNase complex); nucleolus; cytoplasmic exosome (RNase complex). Gene Ontology annotation, biological process: rRNA catabolic process; poly(A)-dependent snoRNA 3'-end processing; U4 snRNA 3'-end processing. The record is from RefSeq and is a predicted model, not a curated record. Bases 77 to 946 code for a protein of 289 amino acids. The transcript is spliced from 2 exons.